Molecule: messenger RNA, 506 nt
Organism: Argiope bruennichi
Lineage: Eukaryota; Metazoa; Arthropoda; Arachnida; Araneae; Araneidae
Product: thyroid transcription factor 1-associated protein 26-like
Exons: 4
Coding region: 101-493 (130 amino acids)
Cellular component (GO): nucleus
Source: RefSeq, a predicted model, not a curated record
UGAAGUAAUAGUUUGUUUUGUUUACUUUAACGUUCGAGUUGCGUAAUUUUACAACGUGCAGUGUUUCUUCAUUCUUUUAUUUGAAAUUUAUUUUCUAAGAAUGGGAAAACCUAAAAAGGAAGUUAAAAAUGUUGCUUGGGAUAGGAAGAAAAAUGCCAUCCUUCGAGAAUAUAGAAAAAUGCAUAAGGGCAAAAAAGGCAUAUCUCUCAAUCCAAACCACAAUCAAGGGAAUACUAAUGAUAACAAAACUUUUUUCAAAAGAGCUAUGCAUGAAUACGAAAGAAGGAAAGCAAUUAAAGAGGAACGUAAAUUGAUGAAAGAAGCAAAGAAGAAAGAAAGAGAAGAAGCUUUGAGAAAAUAUACAGAGAAAAAGAGAGAAAAUUUCAAGAAGCUUUCUCAAAAGACAAAAUGGGGCCAACCUGUCAUGAGAGGAAGAAUGGAGAUUCUUUUAGAGAAAAUUCAGAAAUCUGUAGCUAAUGAUGCAGUAAAAUAGUUUUUGAAAUGUC